Drosophila ficusphila is the source of this 6609-nucleotide messenger RNA. It is a transcript of the gene Pcf11, whose product is annotated as pre-mRNA cleavage complex 2 protein Pcf11. Gene Ontology annotation, cellular component: mRNA cleavage factor complex; cytoplasm. The record is from RefSeq and is a predicted model, not a curated record. Lineage: Eukaryota; Metazoa; Arthropoda; Insecta; Diptera; Drosophilidae. The transcript is spliced from 12 exons. Gene Ontology annotation, molecular function: RNA polymerase II complex binding; mRNA binding. Bases 234 to 6131 code for a protein of 1965 amino acids. Gene Ontology annotation, biological process: termination of RNA polymerase II transcription.
CACUACGGUCACACUUAGUCAAGUAACUCAAAAAAAUACAUCGCAGUUGUUACGUGAAAAUUUUCAGACGAUAAUUACUAAGUAUUUGUUGUGUUUUAAGAAAUUUUUCUUUGCAAAAGUGUCUGGCAGUGAUUGUACAAAUGUUAUAGGAUAAACAGCCUGAACUUAUCAACUGCGAUUACUUGAAACCAAAAAACUUGAUCAAAGACAGGAUCAAGGUUAGGAAGUGUACUAUGGAUCAGCUAUUUCAGAGCUACCGCGACGAUGAGCGGAGAAUUGGCGAGGAAUACCUGUCCAGUCUACAGGACCUCAACUGCAACAGCAAGCCGCUCAUCAACAUGCUCACCAUGCUCGCAGAGGAGAACAUCAGCUACGCCCACAUCAUCGUAAAAGUGGUGGAAUAUUAUAUCAGCCAGGUGGCGCCCGAAUUUAAAUUGCCCAUACUAUAUUUAAUUGAUUCGAUAGUAAAGAAUGUGAAAAGCAGCUACGUCCAGUUGUUUGGACAAUGCAUAGUCAACAUAUUCCUGCACGCAUUUGAAUCGGUUCAGCACUCGCAGUCGCAGGUGUUGGAGAAGGUGCGGGAGCGAAUGUACGCUCUGCGACAGACCUGGAACGAGGUCUUUCCGCCCUCCAAGAUGUACGCCCUGGACGUAAAGGUGAAGCGUCUAGAUAACAACUGGCCCAUCACCGCCAAACAGCCAACUAACAAAAUCCAUGUCAAUCCGGCCAUUCAUGUUAACCCGGACUUUCUUAAAACGGGUAUGGUACCCGUAAUGCCCGUUAAUCCUGCACUGCCCAGCGACAUGGAGGAGAUACUCCAGGCCAAGACUCGCGAACUGCUCGAGCUCAAGAAGCGCAAACUCGAACUUGAGCUGGAGCAGACCAAAAAGCAUUUAGAGGAGCAGGAGCGUCAGCUCAACCAGGCCACCGACGCAAUGGCUGUGGCUCCAAUGAUCAUGCCUGCCCCAACUGCAGCGGCCAUUCGUCCGCCCACGAUGGAUCCUAGUCUGGCGAUGCGUAAUCAACGAGCUUCGGGACCGAUGGCUAAUGCUGUUCCCAUAAUGGCCAAUAUGCCAGUGGUACAGCAGCAGUUUGCCAACAAGCCAAAGGUUAAUCCUGUCAAUCCGGCGUUGCUAAAUUCAGUUCGCCAACGAGAUCCGCGACUAGCGCGCCAAAUGCAGUCGCAGGUCUCGCUACCAGCAGCUCCGGCCCGCAAUGAUCCUCGCUUGGAGGCGAAAUCGAACUCAACCUCACAGAAAUCUAGUCGGUCGCGCAGCAAGUCGCCUGUGCGCAACAGCAGCAGUCGCUCGGGGAAAAGUGGAAGUUCUCACCACAGCAGCUCGUCGAGUCGCAAGCGUAGCGAGUCGAAGAGUUCCACUGCCUCCUCAUCCUCAUCGGGAUCCGAGGUGCGGCACAAGAGCGGCAGCAGCAGCAGCUCCAAUCACUCGCCAGUGAAGCGAUCGGGCAAGCACUUGUCCAAGGAGCAAUCGGAUCGCUAUGCCCGCAACGGUUCGCCCGCGGGAUUGUCGAAGCGCAAGAGCAGUUCGCCAAGUAGCUCGCCCUCAAAAUCCAAACGCAGUUCGUCCCAUAAAUCAUCAUCGGCUUCGUCGCGAGGGAAGUCAUCUUCAGGACGGUCCCGGAGUCGAUCUCCAGUGUUCAUGGACGUUGAUCUUCGUAGCGGAGGCCGCAGCAAGUCACCAGAGCCAAAGGCAGCAGCUCCAUCAUCAUCGGCAACAUCGUCAGCCGCAGCAGCAUCUAAAGCACCAAAUGAUUUAGAGAAACCUACAUUUCAAAUACUUGAACCAGGCCCUCCUCCAGCUCCUCCAAGUCCGCCGAUUAUAGAUGUGUCGUGCAUGGACAUUGACUUGAGGCGGCCAAAGACGCCGCCUCCCCCGACAUUCGACUCACCGGAAGGCCUCGACAAGAAGGAAACAAAUAGCGACAACAUCAGCAGCACAAUAAUACUAGCUAGUGGCGCCUCCACCGCCUCUCCGUCAGCCGCGUCCACUUCCAAAUUGCCCGCAAAAGUGUCGUUCAAAAUACAAAAACAGUUUAAUAAAUUAGAAAAAUCUACAGCGAAUCUAUCAACAGUAUCAAUGCUAAAUCCCAACCCCACGACUUUAGUGCCAGCAGCGUCUCUAGUCAGGCAGCCGUCGCCGACUCCAUCGACCUCGUCCGUCUCCUCGCAGGGUAAUGUUUCGGAUGCACUGCAGCAGUCGAUCAACAAGUUGCUUCACGCUCAAGGCGUCUCCGGUGCCGCCGAGAAACGUCCUGCCGACGACCUUCCACCGGAGAUCGACGGCGAAGAGCAGCCGCCGCAGCAGAAGCGCAGCAAGUCAACCAAACUAGACGCUCUCUUUGGCAGUGAGGAUGUUGACCUGCGUCGCGAGAUUCCAGCCGUAAAACCAGGAGUAAUUGUUGUGGAGGACGACUCCAUGGAUAACUGCGACGUGAUUAAGCCAACAAAGAAAUCGACUUCUCCUCCCAAGAAGGCAACAUUGGAGGAAUUGCGUGCCAAGUUGGCAAACUCUGCUCGAAUUCAAAAUAAACAGGUCAAGUCUGCUGACAAAGAUCUGGCCGUUUCUAAACGCCUGAAGCAGUUGUCUGAGCUGAAGACCAAUGACGACUCUCAGGAGGCCCACGAUGAGAAGGUCCGCACGAUUCUCAGCCAGGCUCAGGAGAUGUACGAGAACCACAGCAUGAACCAGGAGCAGUACAAAGACCUUGUUCAGAAAGUGGUCGCUAUCAAUGAGAACAGCAAGUUAAAGGAUCCGCGGCGACGGGACGAUGAUCUUGACCUGGAGCGCAAUGCGGCGAGGGACGCAGUGCUGCGCAAGCGCAUUCCCAAGCUGAAGGGCAACGAAAAUCAUUCAUCGGGCUCGCCGCGCAGCGAUGGUUCGCCUCGGUACGAGGAUCAGCUUGCCCCAGCACCAGAGAAACCCAUAAAUAAAAGGGACAAAACAAAGCGGGACAUUAAGCGUCGCAAGCCGAGCAAAUGGGGCGAUCAAGUGGAUCCGGCAGUGGCUCAACGAACUGCCUGGCAGAUUGCCAACGCCAAUAACAAUAACAAUAAUAACAACAACAAGCGGGGCGGCAUGCAGAUGCCCGUCCAGCAGCCUGGAUUCCGUGGCAUGCCAUGGCAACAACCGCCCGCAAUGGUGAUGUCCCAAACUGGAGUUCCUCCUCCACCGCAACCGCCCUCGAUGAUGGGCUUGCCGCCCGUCCCGCCUGUAACCAUGACCAAGGCUAUAAAUUCGCUUGACAAUCCAAUGGCUGAUGUGGUUCGUAGCAUCACAAUCGACGGAGGUUCGAAGGAGAUUCGAUUCUACAACCAGGUGGCCAUCAUCUUUAUGGAUGGCGAUCAGCCGCAUGAGAUCGGUUUCCAGCAGGGUCAGCGCGUGGUCAUGAUCGACCACAACGACCCAUUGCCGCUGAGCUUCAACGACGACUACAAGCCGUUCCAGUUGGAUGGGCAGCUUCAUCGGAUCCGAUUCGGUUUCCCAUCCCGCGAACUCUACAUCGACGAUCACUGGUACGAGAUCUACUUUGGCGGUCCGCCUGUUUCCCUGCCCAUUGGAAACAAACUACAUGUCAUCAAGGCAGAGGGUCCGCCGCCCAACGUGGACAUCGGUCGAGUGCGACGUGACCUGGUGGUGGGCAAGAUCAAUAUGAUUGUGGACGCGCAUACUAUUGUGCCACUCUUCCUGGACGCCAGACAGCAGACCUUCCAGCUGGGCGCGGAGCAGCAUUCGCUGCAGUUCGUGGACAGUUUCCAAUACGCUCUGUUGGACGGGCAGCUGCAGAAGGUCGAAUACGGUGGCCUGCCGAAGGGAAUGCAAUUGAAUGGCGGUCGCAACUGCUUCAUUCGUUUUGGUACACUGCCCAAAGGGGUUGUGGCCGGCAAGACGCAUGUAGCGGAUAUGGUGUACAUUAAGACUGAGGCUCCAGCAGAGCCACCGAAACCGCCUCCCAUGAUUGUGAAGCCACCGCCCGUGCUGGAGCAACCAAAAGUGGCUGCCGCUGCUCCUCUAGCUCCGCUUUCCCUGCCAGCAGCCGCCGCUGCUCUAGAGAGCUUAAACAUCAACGAUCUGUUCCAGAAGCUCGUUUCGUCCGGAAUAAUUGGUGCAGCAGCUGCUGUGCCAGCUGUGCCCGCUGCAGAGGCUCCAGCGACCAAGGAACCAACAACCACUGCCAACGAAGCCUCAACCGCAGCUGCAGGUGCCACGGCAGCAACUCCUGCUCCAGCUGGUCCACCAAUAGAACCCAUCAAGCGCAUCGAUCUUCAAAAACCGGAAACCAUCAAAACCCGCCAGGCGGCAGUGGUGGCCACUCUUUACCUGGGAAUGCAGUGCAGCAGCUGUGGAGUGCGGUUCCCGCCAGAGCAAACCAUAAAGUACAGCCAACAUUUGGAUUGGCACUUCCGCCAGAACCGAAGAGAGCGGGACUCCACCAGGAAAGCCACCUCUCGCAAGUGGUAUUACGAUCUCAACGACUGGCGGCAGUAUGAGGAGAUCGAGGACGUGGAGGAGCGCGAGAAGAACUUCUUAGAGACCCAGGGACAGCCUGGCGGCAUUGAGGCGCUUGAUGAGAUCUCUCAGCAGCGGUCGUUGGACUCACCGGUGCCCACUUGCGCCGCCGGGACGGAUGACGUGGAUCACUGCUGCGACAUGUGCCACGAAAAGUUCGAGCAGUUCUACAACGAAGAGCUCGAGGAGUGGCAUCUGCGCAGCGCCAUCCGAGUCGAGGACAAGAUCUACCAUCCGUUGUGCUACGAGGACUACAAGGCCUCGUUAAAUCCUCAGGUGCAAAUGAAAUCCGACAGCGAUGUGGACAUGAACAACACCGAUGAUAAUGCCAUGGACACACUGAUUAAAGUGGAGGAUGACGAUGAUGAUGGUGCCGCUAAACCAACGCAAACUGUUUUUGAAGAAGAUGACGACGAUGUCAUCGUGCUGCCCAACGAAGAGCCCAGUGUCACGGAAAUCGUCGACGACGAUGACGAGGACGAGUAUGUUCCCGGCAAUGUGACUCGGGCGGACAUGGGUAAUGAGUCGCAGGAAAAGACAGAGUCCAAUUCCGAGCCGAAAGAACCGGAGAAGGAUAAGGAGCAGGCUACUAGUGGAGAGCCGCAAAGCGAGUCGGCCAACGAGUCGGAUGUGGAGAUCCAAGAGCCAAACAUUCCGUUCACCGAUCUUGACACCUACGUGGAAAAGGAGAUGGAUGAGGCCACCAGAACGGCGCUGCUCAACGUGAAAAUUAAGGAAGAGCCAAAAGACGAUUACGAGGAGGACGAGGACGAUGGCUUCGAAGACGUGGGCACGGUGGUGUCACUGCUGCCGCUGCCCGAGGACGAGAUCUCCAUCCACAGUAGCGAAACGCAAACGCACACCAUCGCCUCGUCGGCGUCGCCGGCCACCAUUGAGCGGCCCGCAUCGGUGACCUCGCUCUCCCUGCCCGCCAACGAGGCGGAGGAGGUUGAGCAGCAGGCGGAUACGGUCGCCGACACGGAUGCGGAACUGAACGGAGAGAAGCAGGAGUCCACGCACAACCUGAGCGCAGUGGGUCCGGCGUUACCUUUGGCUAGCAUAGUUAAUAAAAUAAAGAUAAAUAUCACUAAGAAUACGAGUAGUAAUAGUCAUAAUAGUGCCUCCAACGCCACGACGACGGACUCGCAAGUCUCGGCCAUCAGCGUCAUCGGUGGAUCAGGAGGAGCUGUCGGUGUCGGCGCAUCCGGAGCCGGGGAGUCCGCGCAGCAGGUGAACGCCAUUCAAACCAUUUCCACCAUUCCAGUGCUUUGCGGCGGCAACACGUUCGUGCCGAAGAUUGCAACCAGCACGUCUUCCUCCAACGUAAUCAGCUCGAUCUCGGUGAUUGGCAGCAGUUACGGCGGAAGUAGCGGCAGCAGCAGCAACGGCAGCCGGAGCACCGGUUCCAGCGCAGCUUCCACUGCAUCUGCCUCGCUUCCGGCGGAGUCGGCAAGCCGGAAAUCGCCAACGCCGCCGCCCGCUGCCCCAGAACCGGAUCCGGAACCCGUCGUUGAGUUGAAGCCCGCGCUACGGAACGCGACGUUGAAGCGGACGAAGAAGGUGCAGAACGGCAUCGAAACCUCGGGACUGUGCUCGAUCAUGUAAACCGCAGGGCUCGGCGACCAAGCGAUAUUCCUAUUUAAUUCUUUUCUACGAUUACUUUUACACGUUACUUAGUUUUAGAUAGCCCGCGAGAUUUUCUUCGCCGGAGAGCGACGACUCGUGAUCCGUAGGCACCCAGAUACUUUCUCGAUCCGGAGCUUACACUCGUAUACAUAAUUUAUUACCGAAAACAAAUAAAACUGGCAAAAUUUAAUAAAAACAACUUACAGAAUAAAACAGAGUAUACAUAAUUUGUGAUAACUUGAAAACACUAGCAAACAGAUCAGAUUUCUUUGACCAUUAACAUCAUGCCGAACAAUUUGUAAUAUUGCGUAUUUUUAUGGCGACUUGAAAAAAAUAAAAAAAAAUGAAUUGUACAGCAAACAUUUAAUCUAUUUCUUUUUUAUGAGAUUUAGUUAUUUAUGGCUUAUAUUUGACAAAACUAUCAAAUGCAUAAUAAAGAUAUAUAUUCAAGCAAAAA